This is a messenger RNA of Cryptomeria japonica (Japanese cedar), 385 nucleotides long. Its product is annotated as citrate-binding protein. The record is from RefSeq and is a predicted model, not a curated record. NCBI's taxonomy places the organism in Eukaryota, Viridiplantae, Streptophyta, Pinopsida, Cupressales, Cupressaceae. Bases 26 to 385 code for a protein of 119 amino acids. The transcript is spliced from 2 exons.
GAUUGACAUACAGAGAGAAAGAGAGAUGGAGCAAAACAAAUUUGUUGGCUUCAUAAUUAUCAUCAGCUUUGCCAUUUCUCUGCAAUUGCCCAGCUCGCUCGCAGAUCCAGCCGAUGGUUUCACAGAGCAAGAUUCCAAAUUUGUGAUUCAGUGGCCAUACGACAAAAGGCAAGAUCAACGCUACAGCUUCAUCAAUGGCGUCCACAGCAUGUGGGUAUUCGACAACGAUAAACCCCACACACCCACCAGCAAAACCAAGCCUCGCACGGAAAUGGGCUUCGCAACAAAGGGCAACAAUGGGAAAUAUGGGAAAUACGUAUCAGGAGUGUGGCAAUUCGAAGCGGAUAUGUACGUGCCGUCAGGAAGCACGGGCGUAGCGUGUUGA